CUCCGCUCAUCAUUCGGCGCUGGCACAUUAAUAUCGCCUUACCCAGUUCGCAACUGAGUGGGGUUUUUUCGCUGCGCCUUAUUGCGAACAUUUUCUCUCUCUCUCUCUCUUAUUGUAUACUCUUGUAUAUUUACAUGUUAUUUAUUCACUGCAGUUAAUGCUAGUCCCUCUGUCUGUUCUCUCCUUACAGCUGGGACUGCACGCUUAUAUUGUACAUCCAUACAUAUUUUAACUACAUCAUGUCUGAUGAUCAGCUAUCUCCACCUAAUGGUGGGCUGACUCAUUCAUCUCAGGACCAUAUCCUAGCCCCUUCUGAAUUAUUGCAACAGAUGGUGUCUACAUCGGUCCAAUCCGCCCUGGCCUCCGCCAUGUCAUCUGUCAAUGACAGCAUAUCAAAGUCUGUUUCCAUGGCGUUGUCACGGCAACACCGGGAAGGGCCGGCCUCUUCAGAUACCCCCUUGGUCGCCUCCCACAUACAAUCCCAGGCUUCCAGCCUACUAAGACCCGGCAAGUCGGACCGGAAGAGACGCUAUUGCUCCGACUUAGAUACCCACCUUACCAAUACACCUACUAUUGGAGGUGGUUCUAAACUAACUAAGACCUCAGUGCCUCCUGAGGAUACCAAUGUGAGUGCUCAGAACCCCACGGAUGGGGAUGACAUGCCCAGUGGAACCUCUCGGUCCUCCAGGCGUAAUAAGCCCGACUCUUUUGUUGAAGAUUCAGAUGGCACCUCAGACUCUGACCUCAGAUGAUUUGUAUGAGUUGGAGGACGAGGAUCUGGAAGGGAACGCGAGUCGUUCUCCUCCACAUAGCUCCGCUGACACAAGCGCCCCCGGGGCGAUCUUGGAUUCCAUGGGAAUUCCAUUCUUCAGCCCGGAGAAUAUCAAACACCCCCGUUCGGGGGAGUGGACGCCCAUGUCACAGGUGGCUGAUUAUGUUUCGGCUUGGCUGCGCAAAUCUUUAGAUGGUCGCAACCGCAAUAAACUGAGGGCGGAGUGUCCACGACCGUCACUGUCCAAUAAUGUCGCCAUGACGCCAGAGUUGGACCCCAUUCUGGUGCGCUAUCUGGUUAAGACCGGUAAAAACCCUAAAAAGGGUAUUGACAAAUCUUUCAAAGCUGUUCAGGACAAAUUGUUGGAUGUCCUUGGGCCUAUGACUAAGAUUUUACAAUUGGCCGAACAUGCUGUCGCUUCAGGUGAAGUAAUUGAUGCAGACAUUUUACGGGGCUGGGCAUUACGAGCAGUUUGCUUGCUCGGCAAUGCAAACACUGCGGCGUCUAGGGAACGCCGGAGAUCCAUCCUUAUGCGGCUGGAUCCCCAACUUACUCACCUGGCUACCGACGAACCUGGUCCACCAGCGGACGGUUUACUAUUCGGGGAGGCCUUUCUUAAAAAUAUAAAUAAGUAUGUUGGCCUUUUCUCGGCCUUGACAAAGCCCAAUCCUCUUUAAAAAAGGUGGGCGCUAACAAGGUUUUCCCCAGGGCUGGAAGGGGUAGGGGUCGCCCUUCCGGCCGUGCCACCAACUAUAGACCCUAUAACAGGGGCCACUACAUGCCUGACAGACAAUAUUACACACCAGUUCCCCAGCCACCACAGCCCUCAACUCCAUUCUUUCCGCCUAGAGGACGUCCGUGGAGAGCGAGGGGUGCCAGCCGCGGAUACCCAAGAUCCAGGGGCACAGGAUAUUGAAGAAUGGUUCUGCCUUGCCACGGUUCUUUGUUGGGGUCAGCUGCGUGACCUAUCCGGUUGAUCGUUCCUGUUUGAAGAUUGACGUUCUGCGUUAUUGGUUCAAGAUCCUCCGUGUGGACGCCGUCGCGCGAGUUCUGCAGUUUCGAUGCUGGACUUAGUCACGGCAUAAAGAAAGAGGAGGAGGAGGGGCUGCAGCUUGGUUAUAUAGGGCAGUCUAUGCUUGGAUUGGUGGGAUGGAGGAGGGAGUUGCUAUGGUUACUAGG
Messenger RNA from Hyla sarda, 1951 nucleotides. RefSeq lists its product as uncharacterized. The record is from RefSeq and is a predicted model, not a curated record. The transcript has 2 exons. Bases 649 to 1449 code for a protein of 266 amino acids. Lineage: Eukaryota; Metazoa; Chordata; Amphibia; Anura; Hylidae.